This is a messenger RNA of Cladophialophora yegresii CBS 114405, 726 nucleotides long. RefSeq lists its product as uncharacterized. Lineage: Eukaryota; Fungi; Ascomycota; Eurotiomycetes; Chaetothyriales; Herpotrichiellaceae. The coding region runs from base 1 to 726 and encodes 241 amino acids. Gene Ontology annotation, molecular function: oxidoreductase activity, acting on the CH-OH group of donors, NAD or NADP as acceptor. The record is from RefSeq and is a predicted model, not a curated record. The transcript is spliced from 4 exons.
AUGCCCGUCUACGUAGUGACCGGCGCAAACCGAGGCCUAGGGCUCGAGUUCGUCCGCCAAAUCACCCAGGACAGCUCCAACACUGUCAUCGCCGCGGUCCGCAGCCUGCAAGGCGAGCUCGACGACCUGAAGGAUCUCGCCUCCAAGGCUGCCGGCAAAGUGCACGUCCUAGAAUGCAACACCGGCGACAUCGGCUCGAUCCACGCUUUUGGGGAUGCCAUCAAAGGACCCCUGGGCGGCCAGCAGAUCGACUACCUGCUCAACAACGCGGGUAUCAACGCCACGGCCGAGCAGACAAGCUUGGACAUGACGCCCGAGAGUCUCAGGCAGCACAUUGACAUCAACGUCAUGGGCCCCGCCGAGACGGUCAAAGUGCUGUUACCGUACUUGGGCAAAGGCAGUAUCGUGCUGAACAUGACGAGCGGGCUGGGGAGUUCGGAGCAUGGGGUGCUGACAUCAGUUCACCGCAGACCGAAAUGCACGACGUACUCGAUCUCCAAGGCCGCGGUGAACAUGUUGACGGUGCACCAGAGCGAGCAGCUGAAGGAUCGGGGCAUCAAAGUCAUCUGCAUGGACCCAGGCUGGGUCAAGACACGUAUGGGCGGCGACGGCGCGAUCCUCGAGCCCGAGGACAGUAUUGGCGGGAUGUUAAAGGUCGUGCAUGGUGUGAAGAACGAGGACACGGGCAAGUUCUACACAUAUACCGGCGAGGAGGUUCCCUGGUGA